UUGGGGAUUUUCGUAUUACAGGAUGGGAUAGAUGAUAGUGGCUGGGGAUGCGCAUAUCGCUCCUUCCAGACAAUCUGGUCUUGGUUUGUUUUGCAAGGUUAUAUCGAUAAACCGGUUCCAACGCAUCGUGAAAUUCAGCAGAACUUGCACGACUGUGGCGAUAAAGACGCGAAAUUUGUGGGUAGCCGACAGUGGAUUGGAUCCAUAGAGCUUGGCUACUGCUUGGCAAAUAUGGCCGGUAUUGAUUCGCGAAUAAUAACGACCAACUCCGGCAAGGAAGUGGCGGAAAAUGCACGUCAGUUGACGCUUCACUUCAAAAUCUAUGGUACUCCAGUUAUGAUUGGUGAGCUUUGUCUUCGUCUUCGUUUUAUUUUUUUAAAGAAAAAAGAAAGAAGAACGGAUAUUUUUAUUUGUAAGUAUCUUCGUGGACCCCGCAACGGCAGUCGAAGCGGUUCUGAUAAUUUUGAUGUUUUAACCAUUAAAUUGUAA
This is a messenger RNA of Gongylonema pulchrum, 489 nucleotides long. The record is from the annotation of a GenBank genome assembly. NCBI's taxonomy places the organism in Eukaryota, Metazoa, Nematoda, Chromadorea, Rhabditida, Gongylonematidae.